AUACUUGAAUCCUGUCAGCUUUAAAGAUGGUUUGGCGUUUUGUGCCCUGAUUCAUAGACACAGGCCUGAAUUAAUUGAUUACCAUAAAUUGUCCAAGGAAAACCCACUAGAAAAUUUAAACACUGCUUUUGAUGUCGCAGAAAAACACCUUGAUAUUCCACGCAUGUUAGAUCCAGAAGAUAUGGUGAACUCAGUAAAACCAGAUGAGCGUUCCGUGAUGGCUUAUGUGUCUUCAUAUUAUCAUGCAUUCUCUGGGGCUCAGCAGGCUGAGACAGCAGCAAACAGAAUUUGCAAAGUGUUGAAGGUCAACCAAGAAAAUGAACGCCUUAUGGAAGAAUAUGAAAGAUUAGCUAGUGAUCUUCUGGAAUGGAUUAGAAAAACGACCCCUUGGUUAGAAAACAGAACAACUGACAACACUUUACCUGGUACCCAAAGAAAACUGGAGGAAUUCCGGGACUACAGACGUAAACACAAACCUCCUAAACUGGAAGAUAAAGCCCGACUUGAGAACAGCUUUAACACCCUGCAGACAAGGCUUCGACUCAGUAACAGACCAGCAUACCUUCCCACUGAGGGCAAAAUGGUUUCUGACAUUGCUAAUGCUUGGAAAGGACUGGAAUUUGCUGAGAAAGGUUUCGAAGAGUGGUUACUUUCAGAACUGCAAAGACUUGAACGUCUUGAUCAUUUGGCUCAGAAGUUUAGGCACCGCUGUCAAAUUCAUGAAGAAUGGGCCGAGGGCAAAGAAGAAAUGCUCCAAAGCCAGGAUUAUUUGCGAUGUGGACUUAAUCAAUUAAAA
This is a messenger RNA of Saccostrea cuccullata (small rock oyster), 796 nucleotides long. RefSeq names its product alpha-actinin-like. The transcript is spliced from 8 exons. NCBI's taxonomy places the organism in Eukaryota, Metazoa, Mollusca, Bivalvia, Ostreida, Ostreidae. Gene Ontology annotation, molecular function: actin filament binding. Gene Ontology annotation, cellular component: plasma membrane; cell projection; Z disc. The annotation marks the transcript as partial. Gene Ontology annotation, biological process: muscle cell development; actin cytoskeleton organization. The record is from RefSeq and is a predicted model, not a curated record.